UUUUUCACCUCUAUUAAUACCACAAAGAAUCAGUUUUGGCGAGUGAUCGCGACGAGCAUAGCAUGCACGGUGGCGGCCAUGGCAUUUGGCGGGUGAUCGACGAGCGUAUAUAGCAUGGUGGCCAUGGCGUGCUUGGGUGGGUGGGGCGAUCUCCCGCCGGAUCUACUCGACGUCGUCGCCGACGCGCUCCCGCUCGAGGACUACACCCGCGUCCGCGCCGUCUGCACCGCCUGGCGCGCCGCGCUGCCCCCGACCUUGCCGUCGCUUCUCGUCCGCCGCCUCGACGGCGGCUGCCACCGCUUCUCCACCUGGUGCCUGUCCGCCGCGACCGCCGUGCUGCAAUGUCCGCCCACGAUGCUCUCCCCCACGAGACGCUGCGUCGGCUCCGGCUCCGGCCCCGGCUGGAUCGCCGUCUGCGGCCCAGAGGUCGUCGGCCUCGUGAACCCCCUCACCGGCGAGGAGAUACCGUUCCGUUCGUUCCCGCAGCGGGGGCUGGUGGUGUCCAAGAUCGUGUUCGCGCCGAACCCAACGGCGCGCGACUUCACCGCCGUGGUCAUCUCCGACCAUGCCUGCUUCACCGGGCGUGGCCGCAUCGCCUACACGACUCGCGGGAACGGCGGAUGGGCCCACGUCGAGGUCCCCGGUCUCCCCCGGCGGGACGGCAUCGCCGACGUGGUGUACCACGACAAGGGCGGCGGCAAGAAGGUGGCGUACUGCCUCACCGGAAGCGGCGACGUGCACGUCCUCCACCUCCCCGCCGGUCGCCAUGGCCAGCGGAGACGACGGCCGCUGCCGCCGUCGUUCCAGCGCCUCUUCGACAAGGCCAGCAUGGUUUUCUACCCCACGGUGGCGUUCGCGCCACCGUACGACGACGCGACCCGCCGGACCGAGAACGCCAAGAACCUGGUGCUCUGCCACGACGGCCAUUUCUACCAGAUUUGGAGGAACAAAUGUAACGACGAGAUGCUCGUUCUGAGGUACUACCCUCGCCGCCGGCCGUGCUGGGUCGCGGCGAAGGAUCUCGGCGGAUUCUCGGUGUUCAUCGGGCAGAACAACGCGGUGGCUCUGCGCGUGGAUGGCAGCGGCGGCGCCGCCACGCCGGGGCUGAGAAGGAACUGCGUGUACUGGAUCGACGGCAGCCGGAAUGAGGCCAAGGUGUUCGACAUGGAGACUGGCAAGUCAUCGCCGUGCUUCCCCAAUGGCGAUGAAGCCCACGCCGCCAUCUGCUGGUGCUACAUGGGUACUGGUGUGGCAAAAUCACCUCACCAUGUUCAUGUCCAAAAAAGGGCUCGUCGUGUGUGAAUCGGACUUGGGACAAGUUUCAUGCUUCAUUUUUUUUUUCAUGUUCGACGCCCGUUAAAUUUUGUGCCUAUGUUUUAUCAUACUUUUUAUUUCAAAUGAAUAAGUAGUAGUAUUUGUU
Molecule: messenger RNA, 1420 nt
Organism: Oryza brachyantha (malo sina)
Lineage: Eukaryota; Viridiplantae; Streptophyta; Magnoliopsida; Poales; Poaceae
Exons: 1
Coding region: 115-1302 (395 amino acids)
Molecular function (GO): protein binding
Source: RefSeq, a predicted model, not a curated record